AUGAACAAGCGGGUCCCCGGGGUCAGGUUACUUACCGCGCGGGCGUUGAGUGUGCCGCCACCACACCGCGUAGUGUCGCUUCCGUUCGACACUCUGGUCCGGACAAAUCUACAAGUGUCUCCCGUGCAAGCUUGGAUAUUUUCCGAACGUUUGGGAAAGCCGACGCCUGACGAGCCGCCCAUGGCUGGUGAUAGGGCACCACGAUGA
This is a messenger RNA of Letharia columbiana, 207 nucleotides long. RefSeq lists its product as uncharacterized. The coding region runs from base 1 to 207 and encodes 68 amino acids. The record is from RefSeq and is a predicted model, not a curated record. Lineage: Eukaryota; Fungi; Ascomycota; Lecanoromycetes; Lecanorales; Parmeliaceae. The transcript is spliced from 2 exons.